CGGCGCAGGUGUAUAAAAGUCACUUGCAUUGCUGUGGAUAUACCAUACCCGAAGAGUUUCUCGUGGCAGUCGUUUUUUGUCUUCAUCAACUCAACAGCCUCCAAAGGUCUUGCCGAUCAGCUUUAACUUCUGAUUUCUGAUUCUGUGACGAACCAAGGGAACUUGGCCAUCUGCUUUAAAACUUUUAAUCUCUGACUCUUUUUCAAUUAAUCUGCCAUCUUCAUAUUGCUGAAGGUAAUAUUUUUGUAGCUGGCGUAAUCGUAUUUAUGAAUAUUCCGAAAAGAAUAUAAGAAGGGCCUAAGAUAAAUAGAAGACCAACACAAAGUCUGAGAUGGAUAACUGGGGAGAAUCCAUGAACAUUUCAAAGAUGUCGCAUGUGAUGUCAGCUGACUUCUUAACACACCAUCUAUCAGCCGUCUUGACAGCUGGACUCACCGCCAUCCUGCUCGUCCUCUUCGGUCUUACCCGUAUCAAGGACGUCUCGUCGAAGAAGCUCGUCCGACCACCAGGCCCAAGCGGCAUACCCCUCCUCGGCAACCUACUCACCGUCGCCUUCUCCAAGCUUUACCAACACGAACUCGUCAAUCAAUGGAGCAAGAAGUACGGCGACGUCUUCUGGUUCAAGAUCUUCGGCACCGGUGUCGUCAUCAUCAACGACAUGGAUGUCGUUCAGAAGACUUUCCAGAAUACGGAGGUUUGUGACCGAGCUCCUUUCUUCGCCUUAGAUCAUGUCAUUGGUCGAGAAAACAAUGGAAUCGCCUUUGCCAAUGGCGGAUCGUGGAAGGAACAGAGGAAGUUCUUUGUUUCUGUCUUUCGCAAAGUGGACAUUGGUGUGUCCAGGUUAGAGGACAUUGUGAGUGAUCAGGUCAGGAACAUCGUCACACAGGUGAAGAACCUGAAAGGUGAGAAAUUUGAUCCGGCAAUCAUGGUCAAUAUGUCAAUUGCCAACAUCAUCACCCGAAUCAUCACCGGGGUCACUUACAAAUGGGAGGACAAGAAAUUCCAGCAUAUUGUGGCUUGCUCGGGAAAACUCUUCGACAUCAGCGGUCCAGCGGGACUCUUCAGCCUCAAUCCCGUCUUCGCUCGACUCCCGCUUCCCGUAAACUACGAGAUUCGCCGCCUCACCCUUGCCAUCGUGGACUUCAUCCACGAAUCGAUCGAUGAACACAGGAAGCACUUCAAGUCUGACCCAAAUGCAAAAGCUAAAGAUUACAUCGGAGCAUACUUGAAGGAGAUGGCCGGUGCCGAUGCGAAUACACUCAAAUCGUUUGACGAUACAAACCUGGUUGUGAGCUGUUUCGAUGCUCUCCUUGCCGGAUGGGAGACAGUAGCAUCAACUCUCCGAUGGACAAUCUACCUCCUCUCCACGAACCCUGAAGCCCAAGAGCGCAUGCGACAUGAGAUUCACGACCUGGUGGGCUCAGAGCGUUUCCCAACCAUCGCCGAUCGCCAGCAUCUCCCUCUAACCGAAGCGACCAUCGCCGAGUGCAUGCGAUUCAUCCCCGCCGUCCCCAUCCAUCUCCCUCACGUGACGUCACAGGAUUGUAAGAUCGGAGGCUUUGACGUGCCCAAGGGAAGCGCCGUAGCAGCCAAUCUCCAUCACUUCGCCAAGAGCCCCACCCUUUGGGAGGAUCCCGAUGUCUUCAGACCAGAAAGAUUCCUUGAUGACGAAGGCAAAUUUAAGAGGGGCAUGGAGCCAAUUCCUUUCGGCUAUGGUAAGAGGCAAUGUCCUGGGGAACAACUCGCCCGGAUGGAGAUGUUCAUUUUCACUACCUUCCUGGUCCAGAACUUCGAUCUAAGACUCCCAGCUGGAGCUAAGGCUGAUCUUCAAGGAGUUCUUGGUCUAACAUGGAGGCCCAAUCACUACUUCAUCGAGGGACGUCCUAUCAAUUUCAACGAAGAGUGAAGUACUGUAAAUUCGGUGCGUAACAGCUCAUUGCUUGAGGAAGAUGGUUUCAUGGCCAUCAAUGGGGAUUUGUAUUUUUGUUCAUUAGCACAAAAUGAGCUAAGCUCUUUGAACAAGACAGGAAUGAUGAACAGAACAAUAUUCCGUCUAGUGACAAGAAUGCAGUACCCAGUUUUUUAUCAAUAAAAAAAUAUCUCGCAUUUCACCGUGUUCAUCGACGUUCUUUUCUGGAAUGAAGAAAACCGUACCAUAUUUAUGUAGACUCUUAACUUGACCAACCCAUAUUUACGACAGAGUAUACUUUUUGGUGUCAUAGAAGUUAGCAAAUCUAAUGAUACUAAGCACUAAGACAAGAAAGAGAGUUGAAAAUGAAUAAUCAUUCACCUUAAUCUUUCUAAAGCUUACGUCAGUGACGAUGGACUUCUUAAAAUCCUUUCGACAUAAAAACCCCCAAAACAUAUUAGUAUAUUGUUUACCGCUCAUAAUUAUGUCAUGGUACAAUUAGUAAUGGGAAACUCAAGAAUUAUAUGGCUGAGAGUGAGAAUAACGGUUGGAAAAUACGUUUGUUGACACUUAUUUGAUAUCAUUUCGUUUCCAUAGUGACGAAGGAAGCAAAAGAAACACGUUAUGCUGAUGUUUAAAAUUCAUGUUGAAUGGAUGUUAUAGUUUUUGGUUGUUGUUUAAAGAACUUGUGUUUAUAUUCUUAUCUGUAUAUAGUGUACAUUUUCUUGUUAGUGUA
Messenger RNA from Lytechinus variegatus (green sea urchin), 2645 nucleotides. RefSeq names its product cytochrome P450 2J4-like. Gene Ontology annotation, cellular component: intracellular membrane-bounded organelle; cytoplasm. The transcript has 5 exons. The coding region runs from base 332 to 1906 and encodes 524 amino acids. Lineage: Eukaryota; Metazoa; Echinodermata; Echinoidea; Temnopleuroida; Toxopneustidae. Gene Ontology annotation, molecular function: oxidoreductase activity, acting on paired donors, with incorporation or reduction of molecular oxygen, reduced flavin or flavoprotein as one donor, and incorporation of one atom of oxygen; iron ion binding; heme binding. The record is from RefSeq and is a predicted model, not a curated record. Gene Ontology annotation, biological process: xenobiotic metabolic process.